This is a messenger RNA of Schizosaccharomyces osmophilus, 429 nucleotides long. Its product is annotated as SPBC21B10.02-like, conserved protein. The record is from RefSeq and is a predicted model, not a curated record. The transcript has a single exon. Bases 1 to 429 code for a protein of 142 amino acids. Lineage: Eukaryota; Fungi; Ascomycota; Schizosaccharomycetes; Schizosaccharomycetales; Schizosaccharomycetaceae.
AUGUCAGAUGAGGCUUAUAAUCAAUUCUUGAAUGCUGCAAAUGCCCCAGUUCCUUCUCCUCCUCCCAAAAGCCCUAGUGAAGUUCCUUCUCAAUGGAUGAAAAGCACUGACAACAUUCCUAGUUCAGCUCCAUUAAGCGCUUUGUCAGAACAAGUAAAGGGUCACUACUAUACUAGUGAGUCAGAUGAACUCUUUCAUCCUAUCUAUCUAGAGAAGAUUCCCUCAGAGUUCGAAAGCAUCGAUAAAAAAGAGUUUGAUCCUCGUAAUGAAUACAGUGGCAUCAUGAAAGCGGUUCAAGACUGCUGCAGCUCAAAUACGGUACAAAUUUUCAGUUACCAGGAUACAGCGUCUACAGUUAUUUAUUAUAUAUUAAGUAAGCUGAACAAUGGCCAUUGGUGCGGCCUUACAACCAUGGAAGUCUCCACUUAA